UUCAGACAGACAGACAGAGAGACAGAGAGCGAGACAGACAGAGAGACAGACAGACAGAGAGACAGAGAGACAGACAGACAGACAGAGAGACAGACAGAGAACCUCGCCCUCACCUCUGACGCUAAGCCGCUGUGUGAUUCUCACAUCCGGAUCGGUACCGGAUCAUCGCCGGUAUGAACACGGAGGAGACCGACGUGGACCUGAAGGAUGCUGAGACCAAAGAUGCGGAUCCGAAGGAGGCCCCGGCUCCCGGCCCGGCCCCGGCCCCGGUCCCGGCCCCGGUCCCGGCCCCGGCCCCCGCCGAUGCGGAUGCGACCGAGGCCGAUGUGAGCGAGGCGGAUCUGGACCAGGAGGAGCAGGAGAAACAGCCGAUGACCGGAGGAGCGGAGCGGGCGGAGGACGCGCCGUCUGCGGAGGAGAAGAACGGCUCCGUGAAGCUGAAGAUCCCCGACGAGGAGGAGGAGGAGGAGGUGGAGGAGAAGGUGGUGAAAUUCACCGGACUGAACAAGGAGGAGCUGCUGAGGGUGGCGGGGACUCCGGGCUGGGUGAGGACGCGCUGGUCUCUGCUGGUGGUGUUCUGGUUGGGCUGGUUGGGGAUGUUGGGUGGAGCCGUCCUCAUCGUCCUGCAGGCUCCUCGCUGCAGAGACCUUCCGUCCUCCAGCUGGUGGAACGAGGGGCCGAUGUACCAGAUCGGUGACAUUAAGGUCUUCAGCGCCCCGAUGGACCUGAAGGGUGUGGAGCAGAAGGUGGGCCGUCUGUCUCAGAUGAAGGUCAAAGGUCUGCUGAUUGGUCCGAUCCACGUGGCUCCAGCAGAUGACGCGGUGGGUCUGAGGUUUGAGGAGGUGUCCUCUGAGUCUGGAACCUUGGACCAGUUCAAAGACCUGGUCCACGCGGCGCAUAAGAAGGGGAUUUCCGUGGUUCUGGAUCUGACUCCAAACUACCGGGGCUCAUCUGGACCCUGGUUCUCCAACACCAGCGUGACCAACGUGGCUGAGAGGCUGAAGUCCGCUCUGGUCUUCUGGAUGAAGCAAGGCGUGGACGGCGUGCAGCUGUCGGGGGUGGAGCGAGUGGCCGCCAUGGCGCCGUCUCUGUGGACAGACAUCCGAGCCAUCGUCCACAACGGGACGGAGGAGAGUCCCAACAAGAGAGUCCUGAUUGGCGUCACCGAGCGUUCCGCGGCCGAGGACGUCUCUGUCCUCCUCAACUCCACCGGCGUGGACCUGCUGGUCUCCGGAGUCCUCCGGGCCGGCGGGAGGGACGCCGCAGAGCUCGCGGAGUCCGUCCAGCUGCUGUACUCGUCCCACAGCCAGCUCGGGCUGGCCUGGCGCCUGGCGGGACGGGCCGGGGGUCACCUGGCCUCGCUGGGGGGGCCGGCGCUUGUUAAGCUGCACCAGCUGCUGCUGCUGACGCUGCCGGGGACGCCCGUCUUCAACUACGGGGACGAGAUUGGCCUGAGGGACGAGGACAACGCGUUUCCCAAAAUGCUUUGGGACUCUGACGAGGAGCUGAAUGGGACUUUGAAGGAGAAGCGGGCGGAGCGUCUGUCCUGCCUCCGCUUUUUCAGCGCUGCCAGCGAGCUCCGGGCAAAGGAGCGCUCCCUGCUGUUUGGGGACUUCCUGCUCCUCUCUAACUCCUCCUCCUUUCUGGCGUACCUGCGUACCUGGGAUCAGAGCGAGCGCUACGUGGCCGCCUUCAACUGGGCGGGGCAGGAGGCGCGGCUGCAGCUGGGCGGUGCGGCGCUGCCCCGGAAGGCGGAGGUGGUGCUUCGCACCGACGGCAGCGGAGGCGUGGUGGACCUGACGGAGCUGCGGCUCGGCCCCGGACAGGCCGCGCUCCUCAGGUUUCCCUACCCCGGGUAGGAGGAGCCACGCUUCAGGGACCAAUACCAAGGGGGGGGGGGGUGUGGUCUCUGAUUCUGUAAACAAACAACAAUACAAACGAUGAAAAGCA
Messenger RNA from Gasterosteus aculeatus aculeatus (three-spined stickleback), 1950 nucleotides. RefSeq names its product amino acid transporter heavy chain SLC3A2. The record is from RefSeq and is a predicted model, not a curated record. Gene Ontology annotation, biological process: phenylalanine transport; carbohydrate metabolic process; L-alanine import across plasma membrane. NCBI's taxonomy places the organism in Eukaryota, Metazoa, Chordata, Actinopteri, Perciformes, Gasterosteidae. Gene Ontology annotation, molecular function: L-leucine transmembrane transporter activity; aromatic amino acid transmembrane transporter activity; L-alanine transmembrane transporter activity. Gene Ontology annotation, cellular component: apical plasma membrane; basolateral plasma membrane.